This is a messenger RNA of Fusarium oxysporum Fo47, 2770 nucleotides long. RefSeq lists its product as uncharacterized. Gene Ontology annotation, molecular function: arylesterase activity; oxidoreductase activity, acting on the CH-OH group of donors, NAD or NADP as acceptor. The transcript is spliced from 5 exons. The coding region runs from base 57 to 2375 and encodes 772 amino acids. The record is from RefSeq and is a predicted model, not a curated record. Lineage: Eukaryota; Fungi; Ascomycota; Sordariomycetes; Hypocreales; Nectriaceae.
CAGAUUACUUGAAAAGUUAUUCUUCGAUCUUGUAGGUUCUUAAACCAACUCCUACAAUGAGUGAUCCAACAGCCCGCGAAGACCUUACCAAGCGGCAGCUUCCUUCCAUGGCACUCGCGAACGGCAUCGAAUCUUUACCUUCUGAAGCUCAAGCACGUACAGCUUCAACGUCGGAUGAUUCUUCGACAAGAUUUCAAGUCUCUGGCGUUGCAGUUGUCACUGGAGGGCUGGGAACCAUUGCAUUGACUGUUGUUCGAGCAUUGUUGCAGCACGGCGUGACUGGGCUGAUGCUGCUUGACCUUGACGUGACUUCGGAAUCUGCGAUAAGUAAAGUGGAUGAUCUUAGGAAAGACUUUCCGAAAAGGAAAAUUGAGGCAGCGUCUGUGGAUGUAACCGAUGAAGAAGCUGUAGGACAGGUUAUGACUUCAACAGUUGAGAAACUAGGCGGCCUUGACUACCUCCUCUGCUUCGCGGGCAUAGUCAACUGUACUCAUGCUCUCGAUUUAUCACCCAAAGUCUUCAGAAAGCUCCUCGAUGCCAAUACAACUGGAAGCUUCAUCUGUGCCCAAGCUGCGGCAAAGGAAAUGGUCAAAGCCAACACCGGAGGACGCAUCGUCUUCAUAGCCAGCAUAUCAGCACAUCGAGUCAACUACCCACAGCCGCAAGUUGCAUAUAAUACAUCCAAGGGAGCGCUUUUGAUGCUAAAAAGUAGUCUCGCGGCAGAGUGGGCGCGAUAUGGAAUUACUGUGAAUAGCAUCAGCCCUGGAUACAUGGAUACUAUUCUUAACGAGGGAGAGGGAUUAGCAGAUGCGAGAAGGUCGUGGGCCGAGAGGAAUCCAAGCGGAAGAAUGGGAAUGCCUGAAGAACUGAGUGGAAUGGUUGUGCUAUUAUGUUCCAAGGCUGGAAGCUAUAUCAACGGGUCUGACAUGGUUGUCGAUGGUGGAGGAAUACCAAUAACCAAAAGCAUACACACGCAUAUCAAUGCCUAUUCCGAGGCGGAGCCAUCACGUAGACGCGACAACUCCACGCCUGCUUACAUGCCAAGGCCGACUCCACCAGUGAUCGGUCAAACCGACCGAGGUCACCUCGGAAGCCAUGGAAGCUUAUUUGGGGUCAUAGCGACGAGGGUUCCACCGAAACUUAACCCUGUUCAAACUCCGACUUCCCCUCUCUUCAUCACUCAAACUCCGAAAGCUAUGUCUUCAAGAUCGAUAUUCGUGAUCUUACUCAUUGGACUGAUUGCUUCUUUCGUGUACGAGAGGAUCAAUCUGAUUCAGACAUUCUAUCAAAAUACUCCGUCGCGUAUCACCAAGGUGAACAACAUCGGGAAAUAUGAAGUCAAAUUUCAAGAUCAGAUCAGGAGCUGCGAGGAUGUUUUACUUAUUGAGAAGUAUCAUCUUGCAAUUCUAGCCUGUGAUCCAGGAAGAGAGCGGCACAACACUGUCAUGGGAAUCUUUGCAGGAAAUGUUACUAAUAAUGCUGAACUUUGGGCAUAUGACUACACAGUCACCGACCGUACUGACGCUGAAUCCCUGAAGAGGAUCAAAUUGGCUGGAUUCCCUCACGCAUCUGACUUUCACACCCUGGGCAUGGCGUUUGAUCUUGAGACAUCUAAUCUCUUCGUCGUGAGCCAUGCCGUCGCAGGAUCACGCAUUGAGCUCUUCAAUCUCGACAUUGGAUCAUUGACUGCCAGUUACAUCCAGACCAUUCAGCAUCCUCUCAUUAACGCACCAAAUUCAAUCGCUUCUGUCAACGGACACGAGUUCUACGUCACCAACGAUCACUACAUUACCAAGAAACAGUCACUCGUGUUGAGUAACCUAGAGACAUAUCUGGGUCCGCCGACAGGAACAGUGGUCCAUGUGAACCUCAAAGCGUCAGAUCUCGAUGUGAGGGUUGUCGCGUGGGUUCCUUUCGCCAACGGUAUCGAAAUCCUCAACAGUUCAACCGUUGCGGUGGCGUCGUCCUCACGAGCGGCCAUUUAUAUGUUUAAUACUUCAGACGCCACAAAAUUCAAAGAGACCUCCAGGAUCAAACUUCCUUUCCUACCAGACAACCUCUCUGGAUCUGGUGAUAAGCUCAUGAUCGCGGGACACGGCAACAUGCCUGCCCUGGCAAAGUUCACGCAGUCACGUCGUUUUUGCAACGACCCCUUUGAAUACGAACGCGCGGACCCUACUAUGAAGGAGUCCUGUGCUAAACUACAGGCUAUUUCUUGGGUUUCUGAGUGGAGUGAAAGUGAAGGAUUGAAGCACCUUUAUGUUGACACUGAGUAUCCGUCGAGCUCGACUGCUGUCAAGGACGCCGGAAAGGGCGUUGGAAUUAUCAGUGGUCUUUACGCCAAGGGUAUUUUGAUUUGGAGAGAUGAGAAAUAAAACCACGCUAGUUUUGUAUUCAUCGCGGAGUAUUAGAAAGAAAGUCGAGACCUAGAACCGGAGGAAAGUGUUCAGAGGCAAGGAAUUUAUCUGAACAAGUGGAUGCAAAUGCAUUUCAACAGGUUAAUGCUCCACUUUGGCUUUAGUCAAUCACUAUACAUAUGAUUGAGAGUACAUGGAAUGACGGCCUGCAUUCACAGUUGGGAACGAGACUGAACAACGGAAUCUGUGUAACAUCUUCCGUCUUUCACCAUCUCCCGCACUGUCAAAGAACAGUACCGGAUAAAGGAUUCACAGGGGCACUAAACAAGAUUUCGGCAGUACAUCUGUGAUCUCAGUCUAUCGUUUCGUGAAUAAGUCCAGAUACUCAUGUAUAAAUCAUUUCGUAAACUUUG